UAAUCUGCUCUUAAAAUAAUAAUAAUAAUAAUAAUAAAAUUUCCCCACAGUACCGUAGGGAUCCAUACAAAUAUAACUUCCGCUCAACAGGCGAGGAUUUCAUCUCCGACAGCCGAUCGUUGUUUUCAGGGAGCGAAGCGCCUGCGAAGAGAGGAUGGUGGAGAAGGGGAGCAAAGGUCGGAAAGAGGAGGUCGUAACAAGGGAGUACACCAUCAAUCUCCAUAAACGCCUACAUGGAUGCACAUUCAAGAAGAAAGCCCCCAAGGCCAUAAAAGAGAUCAGAAAGUUUGCUCAAAAGGCUAUGGGAACGACAGACGUGAGGAUCGAUGUUAAAGUUAAUAAGCUGAUCUGGAGUAGGGGAAUCCGAAGUGUUCCAAGACGGGUUCGUGUGAGAAUUGGUCGUAAAAGAAAUGAAGAGGAGGAUGCCAAGGAAGAGUUCUAUUCCCUCGUGACAGUUACUGAGAUCCCUCCAGAGGGUCUCAAAGGGUUGGGAACAAAGGUUAUUGAUGAGACUGAUUAAAUGAAAGCUUCUGAGCUCUUAAAGGUGGUUUAAGUUUCAGUUUUGUAGGGAGCUUUUCUUUAGUUGCAUGUUCAGACUAAACUGUUUUCCAGUUUAACGAUUUCUGAAUUGCUAUUGAUCACGUUUCCAAGUCCUUGCGAUCAAUUCUGUUUCAUAAUUUUUAUGCUUAAAUUUUUUC
Molecule: messenger RNA, 698 nt
Organism: Dendrobium catenatum
Lineage: Eukaryota; Viridiplantae; Streptophyta; Magnoliopsida; Asparagales; Orchidaceae
Product: 60S ribosomal protein L31
Exons: 2
Coding region: 155-520 (121 amino acids)
Biological process (GO): cytoplasmic translation
Cellular component (GO): cytosolic large ribosomal subunit; ribosome
Molecular function (GO): structural constituent of ribosome
Source: RefSeq, a predicted model, not a curated record